AUGGCGGUUGAUCACAUAUCGACUUUCUAUGAUGAUAUGUACACGAAGAGAAACGAUCCAGAUGAGAAGAUGUUCUUCGGAAGGCGACAGAGAUUAUCUUACGUUCCUAUUAUUGUGUUUAUUUUCUUAAUUCCAUUCGCAUUGGGGUACAACCUUCUGCCCGACGAUGAAGUGAACGCUUUGAGGCAGGCAGCAGAGACGUUGGGGAAGACAAACUGGAACUUCAGUGCUGAUCCAUGUAGUGGUGAAUCGGGAUGGGUCACCCCUAAUCCGGCCAAAGGAUUUGAAAAUGCUGUCACCUGCAACUGCUCGGACUCCUAUAAUGGCACCCUCUGCCAUGUCAUCAGCAUGGAAGAAAAUAAAGAAACACUCCUCAACAACGGUGAAGGAAAACUUUCGCCUCAGGGGUCUAAAUGUCUCUUAUAUUCUCUUCCAUGCAGAGUUCUCAAAGCUCAAAAUCUUCCAGGAGUUCUCCCACCAGAGUUGGUCAGGCUUCCCUACCUUCAGCAAAUUGAUUUCUCCCGAAACUACCUUAGGGGUAGGAUACCUCCAGAAUGGGGCUCCUUGCAGUUGGUGAAUAUCUCCCUUAUUGGAAACUGCUUAUCAGGUCCGAUUCCAAAAGAGAUUUCAAAUAUCACGACUCUCAGAGAACUGACCCUUGACUAUAAUCAGCUUUCUGGAGAUCUUCCUCCAGAGUUUGGGAAUCUGGUCAACAUAGAGAGAGUUCUGAUUUCAUCGAAUAAUUUCACGGGGCAGUUGCCUGGGACACUUUCUAAGCUGGCCAACUUGAGGGACUUUAGAAUAAGUGACAACCACUUUAGUGGAAAAAUACCGAGUUUCAUAAAAAACUGGACCAAGCUCGAAAAGUUGGUCAUACAGGCAAGUGGCUUAGAAGGUCCCAUUCCUUCUGAAAUUUCUCUUUUGGAAAAUAUAUCUGAUAUGAGGAUCAGUGACAUAAAUGGAAAAGAAGCAGUUGUCCCACCAUUGAGUAAUUUGACAAGCAUUAAGACGCUGAUAUUAAGGAGUUGCAACCUUAUUGGAGAUAUACCUUCAUUUCUAGGGGAAAUGAAAAAACUAAAAGAAUUGGAUCUGAGUUUUAACAAGCUUACAGGGGCUAUUCCAAGCAGCUUUGAAAGCUUUUCAAAGUUAGAUUUAAUGUAUCUCACUGGAAAUUUAUUAAGUGGUACUGUGCCUGAUUGGAUGCCAAUGAAAGGGGAAAGCAUUGAUCUUUCCUACAACAACUUUACAUUGGGAAGCUCAGGAGUGCCUAGUUGUCAGCGGGGGCAUGUGAACUUGUUUGGGAAUCCUUAUUUUGGAAACGAUUUGGGUGGAAUUGUCGCAUGCCUGCAAGGAUUUUAUUGUCCACGAAAAUGGUAUUCCCUCUACAUAAAUUGUGGUGGCAGAGAAGUAACUAUCAAUGGAAGCGCAUAUGGAGCUGAUCAAGACACUGCUAGUCCUUCAAAGUUUUUCCAAAGUGGAUAUAAUUGGGCUUUUAGCAGCACUGGUUCCUUCUUAGAUGAUGACAAAAAUAUUGAUGACUACAUUGCUACAAAUACAUCCAGACUCUCGAUGGAUUCCAAAUUGUACACAACAGCACGCCUUUCUCCUCUCUCUCUAACCUAUUAUGGAUACUGUCUAGUAAAUGGAAAUUACACUGUGAACCUUCACUUUGCGGAGAUCGUGUUUACGAAUGACAAGGCAUAUAGCAGUCUUGGGAGGCGCAUAUUUGAUGUCUAUAUUCAGGGAAAAUUGGCACUGAAGGACUUCAAUAUAAUGGAUGAAGCAGGUGGAGCUGGCAAGGAAGUCAUUAAAACACUUUCUGCAAUAGUUGUAGCAAGCGGAACAUUAGAAAUCCGCUUCUACUGGGCUGGAAGAGGGACAACUGGAAUCCCUUCUAGAGGAACCUAUGGUCCUCUUAUAUCAGCCAUCUCUGUGGAUCCUGAUUUUGUACCUGCUCCUGAAGAUGGAAAGAAGAUGCCUGCAACCGAUGUUGUUGGCAUUGUGGCUUCAGUUGUAUGCCUUGUUUUAUUGGUUCUAGCUAUUCUUCAUUACAAAGGAUGUAUGGGAUGCACAACCAAAAUGAGCGAAGAUAAUGACAAUCAGUGUUAG
This is a messenger RNA of Macadamia integrifolia, 2109 nucleotides long. Its product is annotated as probable leucine-rich repeat receptor-like serine/threonine-protein kinase At3g14840. NCBI's taxonomy places the organism in Eukaryota, Viridiplantae, Streptophyta, Magnoliopsida, Proteales, Proteaceae. The transcript has 22 exons. The record is from RefSeq and is a predicted model, not a curated record. Gene Ontology annotation, molecular function: protein binding. Bases 1 to 2109 code for a protein of 702 amino acids.